AAACAAACAACCUCGACUCAAUUCUUUAGUACAGCCUGGUUCCUAUUCCUACUUUAAAAAAAAAACCUCUUCCAAUUUCCAUUUAUACCCCUAAUCCAUUUUCAUAAUUUUCCCUUACCAAGGGACAAAAAAAUAAUUCCAAGCUCACUCACCAUCCCCAAUACACCAUACCCAAAAAAAUGCACUUCAUUCUUUCAUUCCCAAAAAUCCCCAAUUCAAUUAAGCCCUAAUUUCAUCAGCACCGAAAACCCUAAAUCCCCAAUUCUUCAAUCGAUCAAUAACGAUCUACGAAGAAUGGGAGAUUUCAACUUAGCACUAGUAAUCGUAGCGAUCGUUGUAUGCAUAAUCGUGUUCAUCUUCAAUGUCUACCUUCUUGUUAACUACCAACAUCCCGAUGACGUUAAUCAAGCUUACUUCCCUAAAUUCGUCGUCGUUUUGGGUCUCUCUGUUGCAGCCAUUUCAAUUCUCAUGCUCCCCGCCGAUGUGGCUAACCGGCAUGCUUGUCGUCAUGCCAUUUAUAAUGGAGCGUGUAAUCUCACACUCCCCAUGAAAGAUCUUUGGCUUGCGGUUUAUAUCCUUGACGCUAUUCUUGUUUUCUUCGUUAUUCCGUUUGCAAUGUUUUACUAUGAAGGUGACCAAGAUAAGAGUAUUGGGAAGAGGAUUAAGAGUGCGUUGUGCUGGAUGGUGACAACUACUAUUGUGUGUGCUCUCGUUUUGGGUAUUUUGUAUGGGCUUAUUGGGAAGGUCGAUUUUACUGUGAGGCAUUUGUCUUCUUCCACAAGCUCAUUUCCUGGCUCAUGGCAACAAUUCAAUAGUGGUCAAGAGUGUAUUGGAACUGGCACCCGUCAGUGCUCUGCAUACUCGGCUAGUCCUUCGUCAGAGAAAACUUGGACUAUGCGCACUACCUUUCCAGAAUAUGUUGUUGCUCUUGCUACUAUUGUUGGAUCUGUGCUUUUCUCUAUAUUUGGUGGUGUUGGUAUUGCUUGUCUUCCAUUGGGACUUAUAUUUUCAUUUAUUCGGCGUCCAAAGGCUGUUAUCACUCGCUCACAAUAUAUCAAGGAAGCAACUGAACUGGGUAAAAAGGCAAAAGAACUAAAGAAAGCAGCUGAGUCACUUCAUCAAGAAGAAAGAGCUGGUUCAAAGGGUAGGAAAUUUCGAAAAAAUGUGAAAUCGGUGGAAAAGGAGUUGUUUCAAUUAGAAGAAGAUGUAAAGCUUCUUGAGGAGAUGUAUCCACAAGGGGAGCAGGCUGAGACAACAUGGGCACUAACAGUUCUUGGAUAUCUGGCAAAAUUUGUUUUAGGAAUUUUAGGACUUAUUGUUUCUGUGGCAUGGAUUGCUCAUAUCAUUAUCUACCUAUUAAUUAAUCCUCCUCUUUCUCCUUUCCUGAAUGAAGUUUUCAUCAAGCUAGAUGAUAUAUGGGGUCUUCUGGGUACUGCUGCAUUUGCAUUUUUCUGCUUCUACCUUCUCCUUGCCGUGAUUGCUGGUGCCAUGAUGCUUGGGCUGAGACUAGUUUUUAUUACUAUACAUCCCAUGAAGUGGGGAGGGACUCUCAUGAACUCUUUCCUGUUCAAUGUUGGACUUAUCCUUCUUUGCUCUAUCAGUGUGAUCCAGUUCUGCUCCACAGCAUUUGCCUACUAUGCUCAAGCAACUGCAGCACAGGAAAUAUUUGGCCACACUUUGGAGUCUCUUCGUGGAAUUAAAUAUUUGUACAAGUACAAUGUAUUUCAGAUUGCAUUUGUUAUUUUGGCUGGAUUGACUUUUGUUUAUUAUGCUGCGUGUGGAUGGAGAAGAAAGAAGCCUAGUGGCAAGUUCCAGUUGUCUACAUAAGGUAUUUGAUUCCUUGUAGCACCAUCUCAUUUGGAGUGGCUUUUUUAUAUUCGGAUGUGAUUCGGCCUAGUUUUGUCAUGUUGGAAGCUAUAGAGUAAGGCUGACAUCAAUUAUUAAUUAGGCGAGAGCUUGUGCUGACACGUAGGUCUUUGAUUCUUUUUCACUCCUUGUAUCUAUUAUUCCUUUGUUUGAUUUGUGUUGCACAUUUUUCACAAUUCACAUUAUGUAAUUGAAAUAUACCACAAGAGUUGUACGAGUCACACUAGACUAUUGGGUUUCUAGAACCCUUUUGAUGAUGUAAUGCAAUGCAACACUUGAAAAACAGAAAGUUGUAGCUUUUUAAAUGUUCAUGUGUUUGUGUAGGGCAUAUUCCUAGUGUUAAUAGGGGUGCUUUUACUGCUAAUUAAUUAACAUAUUAUAGUACAAGUAAUUGAGUCACAA
Messenger RNA from Trifolium pratense (red clover), 2268 nucleotides. Its product is annotated as LIMR family protein At5g01460. The transcript has 14 exons. The record is from RefSeq and is a predicted model, not a curated record. Lineage: Eukaryota; Viridiplantae; Streptophyta; Magnoliopsida; Fabales; Fabaceae. The coding region runs from base 295 to 1827 and encodes 510 amino acids.